AUGAAAAAAUCAGUAGCAACCAUAUUACUGUUAUUCGCAGCCUCAAGUAUAGCACAGGACGAUAAUCUCACUUGUCUAUCGUUAAAAGGUUCAACAACAUGUGGUGCUUUUCAAAGCUUUUAUAUUAGUACAACUGGUCGAUACCCCUUUCUUGCCAAUGUGACAGAUGUAGCUUCCUUUGAUGCAGCAAUGAGAAGCUAUGUCAAAUCCUCGGAUUCGUAUUUAUCAGCAUUGGGCUGUGCAAAUAGAGCCGAAAACCUACCAACGAUACCCUACGCACGCUACUCACUCACCUUUAUGUGUGCCACUAUUAUUCAAGACAAUUACUACUCGUUACCAUGUAAUUAUCAAUACAACCUCUCGCCGCCACCACUGUGUCAGUCAACGUGCUUUGAUUAUACUGCAAGUUUACAAGCCAUCACAGGAAACACAGAAGUAUGUCCUAACCAGCGGGAGCAGCACAGCCAACUAGAGAAUCUGAAUUCGUCUUGUGUAUAUUGGAGUGGGCUGAAUGGUACAUACAACUGUAUUAUUGGCAUGGCAAAUGAACCGAGCAAUUGUGGAUUUGGAUCAGUAUCACAGGCGUGUGGCUAUUGUAAAUCAAAUGGUACUGAUUCGUGUUGCGAAACAGUGAGUGGAUGCCGAUCUUUAUCAGUGGGCGCUAUCAUAGGUAUCAUUAUUGGUUGUCUGGUGUUUGCAGGUUUGGUGGGUGCUUUUGUGUUUUGGUUCUGUUACAAGAAGAACAAGAAGCAGAAAUACAAUGGGUUUAUGAUGAACAGCCAAAACCAAAAACAUGAGCUUCACGACAGUUCCAGCGCACUGGGAUAUGAAUCAUUGGUAUCACAGCAAGGAUUCAACAAUGCAAGCCAACAAAAAGUGAUGACACCACCGCCCGCUAUCAGUACAACCAAUUUGGCAUCGCCACCACCUAUCAACACAAUGUCAACAAACUCUGUUCAGCCCGUUUUGGACGAAUUCUUUGAAGUGAAGCAUCCCUAUCCACCGCAGAUGGGAGAUGAGCUGGGAUUGCAUGUGGGCGAUAUUGUAUGUGUUGCAAUGAACUUUGAUGAUGGCUGGGCACUUGGAUUCAAUGUGACAACUGGCUUGAAAGGUGUAUUCCCGGUUGUAUGUGUCGCUCCUGCUCCUGAAGAGCUGUUAGAACAACUAUUAAUACCGGAACAAAACGCCACAAACAAAACACUGGUUGAAGAUGGUAGCCCUGAGCACUUGAACAUGCAGCAAAUAUGUGAAAAUUUGAAGCGAUCCAUGAGUCAACGUACCAAUGCAAGCUCUCUACCUACAUCAGAAUUGACACAGCAUAGCAACAUACCAAGAAGAACAGCAAGUAUAAUGAGGAGCACAUACGAUUACCGCGAAUCCGACUCACCCACUUCACCCACUCACCAUACUCCAUUCUUUGAUGUAAAUAUGUUACAUAGCAACAAUAGCUUAUCACAGCCUGAACCUGCUCUAUUUCAACCUAUUGAAACCAUUGAAAUGCAUCGAAAAAACAACCGUGUAUCUAAACUUGAAGAAUAA
Molecule: messenger RNA, 1539 nt
Organism: Mucor velutinosus
Lineage: Eukaryota; Fungi; Mucoromycota; Mucoromycetes; Mucorales; Mucoraceae
Exons: 1
Coding region: 1-1539 (512 amino acids)
Molecular function (GO): protein binding
Source: RefSeq, a predicted model, not a curated record